Messenger RNA from Drosophila miranda, 1282 nucleotides. RefSeq lists its product as uncharacterized. NCBI's taxonomy places the organism in Eukaryota, Metazoa, Arthropoda, Insecta, Diptera, Drosophilidae. The transcript has 2 exons. The record is from RefSeq and is a predicted model, not a curated record. Bases 164 to 1246 code for a protein of 360 amino acids.
UAUACUAUUCAAAUGUUUUAAAGCAUUUCUUCAGUCUAUCUUUAGCAACACAGAAACACACAUCAAAACACGCCACAACAGACAGAUACUCCUUUUCAGGGUUUCAUAAAAUAGUCUCACCAAAGACUACGUAUUUAAAUAGUUUUUGAUUAUAAUAAGAACCAUGGCCUUUCUGGGUCACCUGAACAAACAAGGCGUUCUGAUUAAUUGCGAGAUAUUCAGUGGCAGUCGCUGCAAAGCUCUAGAGGGUCAAAGCCCCCAAGGGAAUGCAGAACACGGCACAGAUGCACAGCUCCUAAGUGCCAAAUCCUCCAGAACCUUCAUCAAAACCUAUGACGAUGGGAAAGUCGUUCCUGCCAUUGGCAAUCCCAGCACAUUACGUUGUGUGGACAGUUCCCUUUCGUCCUGUGACGCCAAUUUCAAGGACGAAACGGAUGGGUCCACACUAUGCUACUGUUCGCAGGGAACCAAUGAAACGGAAACAAUCUGUUUUCCGCAGGAAAAUGAGAGUGCAAGUUCUUCAAAUUCGUCGCAAUAUGAAGAGGCAAUGCCCAUCUCAAUGGAGGAGGAGUUAAUGCUGGAAAAAGGCUCCAACACUUCGAUGUGCAGUUCAACAAUUGAUAACAAUCCAUACAUUCCUUCGCUCAAACUUCAAACGAGAUCCGAUACCGAUUCGGGGGAAUACUCUCCCACAUACAGCCAAACGAUCAAGGUCCUGAAGCUGGAGCGUCCGGUCAAAGAGGCCUAUGACAAUUGGCUAUCGGCGAAGCGCGCACUACACCAGUACAAGCAUGAGGCCGAACUCCAGAAGGAGGAGGAUCGCCUGCAAAAGAUAGCCGAACGUCAACGGCUGGCCAAGGAGCGCUAUAGGCAAUGGUGCUUGAAAAAGUCCCAGCAGCAGUCGAAGUCCAAAUCAUCCAUGGAAGCCGCCCCGAAUGGUCCCAUCAAGAACAAGAAUAACUCUGCUGCAGCUCCACGUCUUGAUGCCGCCGCCCAGAGGCGUCUGCAGGAGUGGGAGUUGGAAAAAGUCAAGCAGGCCGAGAAGCGUCGUCAGCAGCAGCAAAAGGAGGCUCAAAAGCUCCAUCAAGAGACCCUUUUGCGCCUCAAGAAAGCGGAUGAGGCCUUCGAAAAAUGGAUUCAGAACGUGUCGCAGCGACCAAAGCCAGUGCCCCUCAAUCAGGGCUUCAAGUCGCUGCGUGGCACAAUCUCUGAUAUCUAUGUUAAUCCGAAUGAGUGGGUCGAUUGAGUAUUGUGAAGAUACAAGUAAAAUCGUUGUUUCAGA